Molecule: messenger RNA, 966 nt
Organism: Pestalotiopsis fici W106-1
Lineage: Eukaryota; Fungi; Ascomycota; Sordariomycetes; Amphisphaeriales; Sporocadaceae
Exons: 2
Coding region: 1-966 (321 amino acids)
Source: RefSeq, a predicted model, not a curated record
AUGGCACCGAUUCGACGAUACCUGCGAAUUACAAAGUACUCGGUUUUGGAAGUGCGCAUCUAUCUCGACAAUCCAGGACUUGCGCAAACAUGGCUCUUGCAUCCGAGGCACAAUGUGCUGCCCAGGGUUAUUGAGGCAGUCCGACCGUUGGUCCUGCCGAAACUACGCGAGGAGAAGGAGCGCGCCCGCAAGAAAAGCACCAGGAAGAAGAACAUCAAGGAUGUCGUUGUGGAAGAUGACUUUGAGGUCUCGAUAUUCCUGACCGAGACAACGACGCGCCACUCCUUGGUCACCAAGCACAAGCACUUUCACGACAAGUCCCAGACCAAGCUCACCUCGACCUCCAGUCGGGGGCUGGUGGGCGCAUCCAAUGAGGCGCCAAUCGACGUGGACAUCGAGGCCGUUACAGCCCCCAUUAUCCUACAAGAGGAGGACGACGACGACGAGCCCGGCGGCAUUGGGGCCGCUUUGGCUGCUAUACCGCCGGCCCCAACGUCAAUGGACACGGAUGCGCCUGCAGCUAGACGACCUAAGCGAGCGCGGAGAGAUACGGGGCAGGGGAGCGACGAAGAGGAAGGUCUCUUCAUCUCUUCAGACGAUGAUGGAGAUGUAGACGCUGUAGAGUCGCAAUCCGAUGGUGCAGAGCGCCCGCCCCCGCAGAAGCGCCGCAAAGAGGCGACAAUCGCCAUCGACGAUGGAACCGGCGAAGACGAUAAGAAGAAGCUCGCCAUGGACAUCACAUAUGACGGGUUUUCCAUCUACGGACGGGUACUAUGUUUGGUGGUUAAGCGCCGUGACGCCCCCCAAGCUGCGGGGAGCAGCAGGGUAGGAUCGGGGUCCGGCGGCAGCAACAGUAGCAACAACAACAACAAGACCGGCAGAGGCCAAGGCCAAGGUCAGGCCAUGUUGGAGAACUUCAUCAUCUCGACACAGAUGCCUGCGGGCGAAGAGGAAGGUCCAGUUUGA